AUGGAUACGUUGGAUACAUUUAUCGACAAUUUAAGUGACGAGGAGAAAGAAAAUUUUGAACGUUAUUCUCAGUUUUACACUUCGUUUGGUAAAAAUCAGAUGCAACCUCAAGGUAACCAUCAAGAGCGGAAUGAUAAUGACGAAAAUAAUAUCGAAGAAGACUCUAUGGGCAUUUUGAAAUCGUUAAAUGUGGAUGAUCUUUAUGAAUCCACGGAUGAAAUCCAAUCUAUCAAAAAAAAGAUGAAACGAAGUAUUGACUCGCCGUAUAAGGAAGUAGGAGCUUACAAAAGUACGUCGAAUAAUAAUAGUAAAAGCAAUAAUUGUGAUGAAAAAAAUCCUAAAUCAAUCCAAAACUUGUCAAAAAUUGUUAAGGACAAAAGAAUUGUGUGUCAUUUUAAUAACUAUAGCAGUAGUGAUGAGAUAUCCGAAGAUGAUGAAAAUGAAUUGGAAAAAGAAGUAACGGAAUUAGGUAGAAUUCCAUCUCGCCAACAAUGCGUUAACAUCAAUGAAAUAUCGACAAAAAGCAAUUUUCUAAUUAAAGAUUUUAAAAAAUGUCGAUCAACAGUGUUUUCUGUUGAUACUAGCCAUAUGCCACAGGGCUUAGAUUUAUGGAACGAUAUUGAAAAAACGAAACAAAAAUGUAAUGUUGUAUGUGAAUAUAAACGUUCAAAGUUUUAUAGAUCAUUAGAAAAAUCUCCUAUUGAGUUUUUUUACCUAGAAGAAUAUAAAAAAAUAAUACCGGAUAAAAAUUGUGUAAAUUUAUAUGACGCCUUGAAUUCAUUUCAGGUUCAACAAAAUUACACAAUAAAAUUUGUGAAAUCAAAAUUAGGAGAUAACUUAAAACUGUAUAGCGCCAAUUCUGACGUCUGUUGGGACGUCGUUCAUUUAGAGUCCAACACCAAUCAAGACCUAUUAAAGUAUAAAUUGUCUUAUGGUCAAAUUCCAAAGAAUUAUAUUUCGGAAGUAGAAACUAUAGUUUGCCGAAUUUUAUUCUGUAAAUUAGCUAGCAAGGGAAAAAAAUCCACCGAUAAUCCAAAUCAAUUUCAGAACGAGGAUUACGAUUUGCUUGAAGGUGAAUUAGAGUUGCUUAUUUUCAAUUAUUGGCAAUUGUCUACGAGUGAUAUGUUAGGAUACAAAGAGCAUUUAAAUCGCAAAAAGAAAAAAAUGGUGUUUUAUUAUAUGUUUAAAAAUUUGGAAACAAAUAUUAUUCACAAUGAUUUCGGUAGAAAUGAAAGACGAAAACAUAAGUUUAUGAACAUCUUGAAACUGUACAAAUCGUAUGCGGCGUUUGAAAACCCGUCAAUAUUGACUGCCGCCGGUUUGGCAUAUGUAAAAAACUCUGCGAGUAAAUUAGUUCCGUUUUUGGGAGAACAGUAUGACUUGUGGUCAGGUUUUUUUCAUACGUUUAAUAUGCACAGUACGGUUUUUGAGCAUACGGUUAAAGCUUUGUUAGAGGGCCGAGACAAUAUUUUUAGAUAUUUAUUUUCGAGAGUAUUAGAAAUUGAUAAUUUCAAUAUUGCUGGUACUAGUAAAAGUUUGUGGUUUCAUGGGGUUACACAAAAAACAACCCCUGAACUGGAAGACACAAUAAUAAAAAAAAAAGAUGUGGCCAAUUGUCUUAGCUUUUAUUUUUGUCGAGCAGAAAAUGUGCCAAGAGCACUUUGUGUCAAAUUUGACAAUUAUUAUUUUUUAUAUAUUGAUUUAUUUGUAUCGUUUUUAAUAAAUACAAAUUUGUAUAAAUAUCAGACAAAAUUAACAGCAGAUAACUGCAAACAUUUUUUUUUAUUAAAUGACAGGAAUUUUCAUGAAAUUUAUCUACAAAAUUUAAUUCCAUCAUUUGAGACCAAAACAAUGGUAACCUCGAUGAUAACUAUGUUGAACAAUCACUUAAAUGCCCGUUUAGACGGACAAUUUACGAAGAAAUUAAAAAUGGACAUCGAUGUCACUUAUAUGUUUUUUAAACUAAUAUAUCUUCACUUAAAUUAUGCACUGGCGCCCGCGAUGCUGCGCGAAGGCCCCGCUCUCACGGACGUGCAGUGGGCUAGCAUCUUUAUAUCUGACUUAGAUAAAAUGGAAAUGUUUUAUCUAAAAGCCUUGGCAUGGAGAGAUAAACCAUGCAUGUUGGGUGGUGCGGCAGAUGAUUUAGAUUACAAUCCGGAAACCGAAGAUUUGGAGCCGUUACAAAAUGUAUGCCAUGCUGAUGUUACGUGCAGUGAUGUAACCGACGAUGAAGAAAGUUAUUUCCAUUCUUCUGACAGCGAGACAGAAGGAUUGGACGAAAUUAUUGAUAAGAUUUUAAUUGAAAAAAAAAAAGAACGUUUAUUAGCCGAAUGCGAAUAUCUCAAAGAAAAUCGAGAACAAGAAAUAUUUAAUCGCAAGUUAUCUAAAAUAAUACAAGACCGCAUACAAAAGGUUGGGUAUUUUAAUAAAUUAGCAAAAAAUGCACCCAAAAAAACUGCCACGGAGAGGAAAAAUGUUGGCCAUGUUGAAGUUGAAAAACCGAUGGUGAAUAAAGUAAAAAGUGUUAUGACAUUAAAAGAUGAGCGUGAAAUGGUGGCUGCUGGUGUGUUGGAUGUAUAUUUAUUAAAAAAUAACGAAACAUACGUGAAUAGUCCUGACGCAUUGAAAGUGUUUGGAUUACUCUCUAAAGACAAAAUUAAGGCCAGUAAAAGUCCUAAACAAUGUGUUUUAUGCCCGAAUAGUAAGGUCGCGUCAUUCAACAUGUUGGUUUCAGCAAAUGUAGCUGUGGCAUGUUGUUUGACGUGCAUCGAACUCGUGGCCAAUAUCAUUAAGCAGAAAAUAUACUCAUAUGAACAACUACAGGAAGUCUUGGUAUGGCGUAUAGAACUCCGUUUUAAAGCACCCUUAUUAUUUAAUAAAAACCUGAAUAUUUUGACUCGAAUGCCUCGAAUGUUUUCGCAUAAUGAUAUGUACUGUUGUACAUAUAACAAACUUCUCCCCAACUACGGAAAAAUUCUAAAAAGAAUUGAUGUUUUCAGUCAUCAUUCUGAACAUGUUAAUCGGUCUUAUUUAUGA
Messenger RNA from Macrosiphum euphorbiae (potato aphid), 3036 nucleotides. NCBI's taxonomy places the organism in Eukaryota, Metazoa, Arthropoda, Insecta, Hemiptera, Aphididae. The record is from the annotation of a GenBank genome assembly.